Molecule: messenger RNA, 1692 nt
Organism: Bathycoccus prasinos
Lineage: Eukaryota; Viridiplantae; Chlorophyta; Mamiellophyceae; Mamiellales; Bathycoccaceae
Product: glucose-6-phosphate 1-dehydrogenase
Exons: 1
Coding region: 1-1692 (563 amino acids)
Biological process (GO): glucose metabolic process; pentose-phosphate shunt, oxidative branch
Cellular component (GO): cytosol
Molecular function (GO): NADP binding; glucose-6-phosphate dehydrogenase activity
Source: RefSeq, a predicted model, not a curated record
AUGAAACCGGACCUCACGAUCGACCCACCGAACAACACCUCUUCGCCUUCUUCCUCCUCCUUUUCCGCGAAGAAUAAUCCUUCGGGAACGCCUUCGUCUGCGAAGUUAAAAGGCUACCCGCAAUGCCUCACCAUCACCGUCUUGGGAGCCUCUGGCGAUUUAGCGAGGAAGAAAACGUACCCGGCGUUGUUUUCUUUGUGGAAAGCCGGUCACGUGCCGUUUAAUACGAAAAUAUUGGGUUACGCGCGAUCGAAACUUGAACUGGAUGAGUUCAAAGGCAAAAUCCGUCUGUUUUUGAAAGACUCGUCGAAUGAAAAAAUUGAACACUUUUUAUCGAUUUGCGAUUAUGUGCAGGGCGAGUAUUCGUCGAUAGAGGAAGGUCCGCCGUGUUUUUCUGGUCUGAAUGAAGUCAUCGAACAGUUGGAGAGAGAAGUGGAGGUGAAUUGGAAGGAGAAUGCGUUUAUUACUCCAUCGACUUCCGCGGCGGAGAAUAAGAAGUAUAAGCGAGUGGUCGGGAAUAGGAUUUUUUAUUUAGCGUUACCUCCGGUGGUGUAUCCGUCCGUGUGCGCGGAAAUCAAAGCGAGCGCGAUGUCGAGCACGAAAGGAAGCUGGACGAGAGUGGUCGUGGAGAAACCGUUCGGGAAGGAUUUAGAGAGUAGCGAAAAGUUGAACCAAAGCUUAUCGGCGUUGUUUAGCGAGGAGCAGUUGUAUAGAAUCGACCAUUACUUAGGGAAGGAGUUGGUGCAAAAUUUAGUCGUCAUGAGAUUCGCGAAUCGGUUUAUUUCGCCCUUGUGGAAUCGAGAUAAUAUUGCGAACGUUCAAAUUAUAUUUAAAGAACCGUUCGGGACGGAAGGGAGAGGCGGAUAUUUCGACGACUACGGCAUCAUACGCGACGUGAUUCAAAAUCACUUGUUACAAAUCAUGUGUUUAGUGGCGAUGGAGAAACCGUGUUCGCUGUCUCCGGACGAUAUUCGGGACGAGAAGUUGAAGGUGUUAAGGUGCAUUGCUCCAGUAUCGACGGAUAACGUGGUCGUCGGUCAAUAUUCAACCGGGCCUCACGGGCAACCGGCGUACGUGGACGAUCCGGGCGUGCCCGAAAAUUCCAUGGCGCCGACGUUUUGUACGUGCGUCAUGUACGUCAAAAACGAACGUUGGGAUGGCGUUCCGUUUAUUAUUAAAGCCGGUAAGGCGUUGAACGAAGCAAAAUGUGAAAUUCGCGUGCAAUUCAAAGACGUCCCGGGCGAUUUAUUCGAAAGCCGACGCGUCCAAGGCAAACAAGCCCGGAACGAAUUCGUCGUUCGUUUACAGCCGGACCCGACUAUUUUUAUGAAAAUGACCGUUAAAGAACCCGGAUUAGAUAUGAAUUUAGCGCAAAGCGAGUUGGAACUCUUAUACACCACGCGUUACCAACGCGUCGCCAUCCCAGAGGCGUACGAGCGCUUGAUUUUAGACUGCAUCAACGGCGACCAGCAACAUUUCGUCCGAAGAGACGAACUCGUCGCCGCUUGGACCAUUUUCACGCCGCUUCUGAAAUACAUCGACGCCGGUGGAAUGAAACCGUACCCGUACCCGUACGGUUCCGUAGGACCGUACGAAGCGAACGCGCUCAGAGAAAGAGUCGGGCAUCAAACCAAUGUCAUCGGGAGAGACAUCACCUGGGAGAAGCACGGAUUGAACAGUCAAGAGUAUUAG